AUGCUCUCAGCAAGUGCAGAAUUAGAUAAAUCAAAGAAAAUUCCUCGUAUGUACAACAGUGUUCCGUCAUUCAGUCAACAUCAUCGUCCUCCACUUCCGAUGAAGUUCCCAAUAUCUCAGUCGAGUGGCUCAUGCUCUAAAAGUAGCGAUAUUGAGCGCAACCUAUUCCCUCACAACAGAAAGUCAUGCGAGGAUCAGUUUAGUGGAUUUUCUGGUUAUACGAAAUUAGGUUCCGGAAGUUCUUCGGAGCCAGGCGUCUGGGAGACAGCUGGGUGGAUACCUGGUGCAUCAUCUAAUUCAAAAAGUUACACCAUCUCUUCCGAGCGACUAACGCACAGCAAAUCAGAAAAGGCUAGACGUAGACUGCUCACCACACAGAAGGAUUCCAGUAUGAAGGAGAAAUCGAAGACAAAGAUUUUGGCACGCAGCAGUGACAAUCUGACUUAUUCGGGCAGUCCUCAGUGGCGGAAACCCUCUAGAGAAAGAGUCGUGUCCCCUUCGAAAAGGACAUCACAGGCACAUCAAAGUAAAUCAACAGUGGCCAGCAAACGCGCCUUAGUAAGUUGCAUUUACUUUUCUCCUGCACCAAACAUGAAAACAGUAAACACUUUUGUUCCGGGGUCUGAUAGCAGCUAG
Molecule: messenger RNA, 636 nt
Organism: Dicrocoelium dendriticum
Lineage: Eukaryota; Metazoa; Platyhelminthes; Trematoda; Plagiorchiida; Dicrocoeliidae
Source: the annotation of a GenBank genome assembly